AUGAAUAAUACACAGUUAUGCUUUCCUUUGCUAGGGCAUCAGUGUAAGGGAAAAAUAGUUAAACUCUGUUAUUCUAAUACUGUGAUAAACAUUUUUGAGAUUGAAGGUAAAAAAUCAUUAGUAAACUACAAAGGAACUAUUAAAUACGAUAAAAAAUUUAAAUUAGAAGAAAUAGUAAAUUGUACUAUUGUAUCGUACAGUGAUAAUGGAAUAAAUUGCAUUUUAAUAUAA
Messenger RNA from Vairimorpha ceranae, 231 nucleotides. RefSeq lists its product as hypothetical. The record is from RefSeq and is a predicted model, not a curated record. The coding region runs from base 1 to 231 and encodes 76 amino acids. NCBI's taxonomy places the organism in Eukaryota, Fungi, Microsporidia, Nosematidae. The transcript has a single exon.